Molecule: messenger RNA, 2535 nt
Organism: Drosophila obscura
Lineage: Eukaryota; Metazoa; Arthropoda; Insecta; Diptera; Drosophilidae
Gene: sNPF-R
Product: neuropeptide Y receptor type 6
Exons: 2
Coding region: 700-2529 (609 amino acids)
Biological process (GO): G protein-coupled receptor signaling pathway
Cellular component (GO): plasma membrane; neuron projection
Molecular function (GO): neuropeptide binding; neuropeptide Y receptor activity
Source: RefSeq, a predicted model, not a curated record
UUGGACGCGAAUCGGCAGAAGCGGACCCAGCGGCAUUCCCGUGCGCAGAGACUCAUUCGAUUUUGAUAGAGAAAACAUAUAGGGAAUUGUCUCCGGCGAAAGACAGAAAUAUUUUCAUUGUGAAGUGAAGAACAGUGAGCAAGAGAGAGGGGAGUGAAGAGGAGGCCAAACAAGUGCCAGAACGUGCUCGAGUGUCUCCAUUUUUGCGGUUUUCUCUUGUGCACACCCGUUUCCCUUUCAAAUUGGCAUACGCGUACCCUCCUCAGUGCUGACACGCCGCCGGUCGCCAAUUUUUGGUUUUUAUUUUCAUUUCAAUUCGAGAAAAACUUUUAAACUUUUCGGUUUUGCUUAAUGCAGAACAAUAAUACCUAACUGCCGGUUAGAGUUUAACUGGCAGCAAAUAAACUUGAAAUUAAAUCAAUUUCCCCAAGAACGAGCAGAGAGAAAGAGAGACAGAGGAUCCGGAGACUCAGUCAAUUAGCAAUGAGCGAAGUAGCGAAGCAAAUUUGCUGAAUAGGAACGUAGGGAGAUCAACAUAGACGACGACGACGACGGAAAUGGCCGCUUAAGUGCCGCACAUCCGGCGUAGCGCAUCCCCAACCGGAAGACGAGUACCCACCGAGUAGGAUAGGACACACAAGCUCCUCCGACUCUGACCCACCACUCAACCCAUUAGCCAGGCCAAACAAAGCCCACAAGAUGGCCAACCUCAGCUGGCUAGCCACGACCACGACAACGCAGCUGCCACAGUUGACGACUGCCAACUGGAGCCUGACCACGGCCGCGACGAGCAUCAGUCUGGCGGAUGCGGCAUCCGUAGGAGCGGCAGCAGUGGCUGCGGCAUCCGCGGCAUCUGCGGCAGCAGCAGCGGCUGCCGCAGAAGCAGCCCAAAUUGAGGUGGACAAGUCGGGGGGCGUCAUCCACAAUCAGUUUGUGCAGAUUUUCUUCUACAUGCUGUACGCCACCGUCUUUGUCCUGGGAGUGUUUGGGAAUGUCCUGGUCUGCUAUGUGGUGCUGAGGAAUCGGGCGAUGCAAACGGUCACCAACAUAUUCAUCACGAACCUGGCCCUAUCCGACAUCCUUCUGUGCGUCCUGGGCGUGCCCUUUACGCCGCUGUACACGUUCAUGGGCCGCUGGGCCUUCGGGCGGACGCUCUGCCACCUGGUGUCCUUCGCGCAGGGCUGCAGCAUCUACAUAUCCACGCUGACGCUCACUUCCAUAGCCAUCGAUCGGUACUUUGUGAUCAUCUAUCCAUUCCACCCGCGCAUGAAGCUCUCCACCUGCAUCGGGAUCAUUGUGAGCAUCUGGGUGAUUGCACUGCUGGCCACGGUGCCCUAUGGCAUGUACGUGAAGAUGACCAACGAGGUGAUCAACGGCACCCAGAUGGGUGCGAACGAGAGCAGUGUGGAUGCGGCGGCCAUGAUCUUCAACACGAGCUACGAUGGGACAGCCUUCAUUGAGGCGCCCGACGCCACCUCCGCCGCCCAGGCCUACAUGCAGGUGAUGACGUCGGGGGUGAGCACGGAUCUGUCCUACACCCGUAUGGUCUGCGAGGAGAACUGGCCGUCGGAGGAGUAUCGCAAGGUGUUCGGGGCCAUCACCACCACGCUGCAGUUCGUGCUGCCGUUCUUCAUCAUCUCCAUCUGCUACGUGUGGAUCUCGGUGAAGUUGAACCAGCGGGCCAGGGCCAAGCCGGGCUCCAAGUCCUCGAGGAGGGAGGAGGCGGAUCGGGAUCGCAAGAAGAGAACCAACCGCAUGCUCAUCUGCAUGGUGGCUGUGUUCGGUCUCAGCUGGCUGCCCAUCAAUCUGGUAAACAUAUUCGACGACUUUGACGUCAAGUCCAACGAGUGGAGGUUCUACAUACUGUUCUUCUUCGUGGCCCACUCCAUUGCUAUGAGCUCGACCUGCUACAAUCCCUUCCUGUACGCCUGGCUCAACGAGAACUUCCGCAAGGAGUUCAAGCACGUCCUGCCCUGCUUCAAUCCCUCCAACAACAACAUCAUCAACAUCACCCGUGGCUACAAUCGCAGCGACCGCAACACCUGCGGUCCCCGCCUCCAUCAUGGCAACGGCGAGGGCGGGGUUGGGGGCAGUCGAGACGCGGAGGAUCAGGACGACAACGGCAUCACCCAGGAGACCUGCCUGCCCAAGGAGAAGCUCUUGAUCAUACCCCGCGAGCCCACCUAUGGCAAUGGCACAGGCGCAGUGUCGCCCAUUCUAAGCGGACGCAGCAUCAACGCCGCCCUCGUCCAUGGCGGGGAACACCACCAGCAGCAUCUCCAGCAGCCGCAGCAGGUGGAGCUGAUGAGGCGCGUCCGUCGGCGCACUGACGAGGAUGGGGACUACCUGGACUCUGGCGACGAGCAGACGGUGGAAGUGCGCUUCAGCGAGACACCAUUCGUCAGCUCCGACAAUACCACGGGCAUCAGUGUCCUCGAGACGAGCCGGGUGUCGGAUGUGAUGGUCGAGUUGGCUGAAGGAGGAGGAGGCGGAGGCGGAGGCGGAGAAAUCGCUACACGAAUUAACUGAGAUAGG